This is a messenger RNA of Penicillium chermesinum, 1401 nucleotides long. RefSeq lists its product as uncharacterized. The record is from RefSeq and is a predicted model, not a curated record. Bases 1 to 1401 code for a protein of 466 amino acids. The transcript has a single exon. Lineage: Eukaryota; Fungi; Ascomycota; Eurotiomycetes; Eurotiales; Aspergillaceae.
AUGCUGCUCGGAACUCUCUUUACCGCCGUGCUCAGCAUUGGCGGUAUGGGCCUAAGAAGGCCUGACGAUCGUUCCGCAUCGAGUACAUGCUCGCCCUCCUUCCUAGCCUCGGCAAUCGACCUCCCAGGAAACGGAUCCGUCAUUGGAGUCGCCGCGGAAAUCGCAGAGACACCAGGCCAUAAUGCGACAAUCAGUUUUUGCAAUGUCACAGUGACUUAUACGCACCCAGGCUGGAACGAUACCAUCCAUAUCUCCGUCAACCUGCCGCAAAACAACUGGAAUGGCCGGUUUCAAGGCGUGGGCGGAGGUGGCUGGGCCACUAGUUCCGGAAUAUCAUCUCUCUUGAGCCCUGUUGCGAAUGGGUACGCGGCCGGUUGCACCGAUGGCGGCCAUGAGCCCGUUUCAGGGACAUCAGCUGCGUGGGCCAACCUGCCCGACGGCCAGCUGAACAUGCAUCUUUUCCGCGACUUCGCGUACUUGGCGCUGAACGACCUUGCUGUUGUCGGAAAGCAGAUCACUCACCGAUACUACGGUCAUGGCCCGCAUCAUUCGUAUUGGAGCGGCUGCUCCACGGGAGGUCGCCAGGGCAUGAUGAUGGCGCAACGAUUCCCAACGGCCUAUGAUGGAAUUUAUGCAGCGGCCCCCGCGAUCAAUUGGCCCGUCUUCAUUGUUGCGGAGUACUGGAGUCAGCUUAUCAUGAAUCGGCUGGAUCACUAUCCUCCGCAGUGCGUGUUAGAUACUAUCACAGCUGCAGCCGUGGAAGCUUGUUCAUCGAGAAACGAGAGCUUCAUUAGCGAGCCCGGAAGAUGCAUGUUCGACCCGCAUGUAUUGAUCGGGCUCAAGGCAAACUGCGUCGGGUCCACGGUCCCUAUCACUGCCAAGGACGCUUUCAUUGCCCAGAAGUUAUGGGAAGGAGUCCGAACGCCCGAUGGACAGAAUCUAUGGUGGGGUCUCAAUCCUGGGGCGCCAUUUUCGGGUCUCACUAACACAUCUUGCUCUUCUGGCUUGACGAACUGCACUGGCAGCCCGUUCAGCAUCUCAGAGGACUGGAUCGCUCGAUGGGUCCUCCAAGAUCCACACAUUGAUUUGCAAACACUCACUAAUGAGACUUACUUCGGCCUGUUUUCGAAGGCGUUCCAGGAGUACAAUGGAAUCAUCGGCACAAACAAGGCAGAUCUCAGUGCUUUUAAAAAGAACGGUGGCAAGAUCGUGACAUGGCACGGCUUAGCCGACCAGCUCAUCUUCCCGGGGGCACCAUUAAUUACUACGACCAAGUCAGGCACCGUGAUUCUGCGGUUGAGGACUUUUAUCGGAUAUUUUUUGCCCCCGGCGUGGAGCAUUGCAUGGGCGGAACCGGUCCCUACCCUGAUGACCCUCUGGGGGCUGUUGUUGAGUGGGUAG